AUGUCUAAUAUGGCAGGAUCGAGUACCUCUGAGCUGCGAACUCCAAUUUUCAAUGGCGAAAAUUAUGAGUUCUGGAGUAUCAGAAUGAAAACUAUUCUGAAAUCUCAUGGUUUAUGGGAUUUGGUCGAGAAUGGGUUAAGUGACCUAGAUCUGAAGAAGGAGAAAGAGGAGGCUGUAGACACUGAGAAGUCUAUGGUGGUUCAGACUCUGAUGAAGGAUGCUCGUGCACUUGGAUUGAUCCAAAGUGCUGUUUCAGAUCAGCUAUUUCCAAGGAUCGUGAAUGAGGAAACUUCGAAGGGGGCUUGGGAUAUUCUGAAGCUGGAAUUCAGAGGAGAUAAACAGGUACGAAAUGUCAAAUUGCAAGGGCUGCGUAGGGAAUUUGAAUAUACCCGCAUGAAGGAUAGUGAAUCUUUAUCUGUAUAUCUGGUUAGGUUGUUUGAUAUAGUAAAUCAUAUGAAGAGUUAUGGUGAGGAACUAUCUAGAGAGAGAAUUGUCCAGAAACUAUUGUUUAGUUUACCUAAAUCUUAUGAUUCUAUCUGCUCUGUAAUUGAACACUCUAAGGACCUUGAAACACUUGAGGUUCAAGAGGUUGUUGCUUCACUGAAGAGCUUUGAGCUCAGAUUGGAUAGACACACUGAGAAUUCUACAGAAAAGGCCUUCACUAGUCUGAAUGUUGGUAGGAAAAACCUUGAAAAUGGAAUUGUUUCUGCAGAUCAAAUAUCUCAGAAAAAUUGGAAAUCCAACGAUGGAAACAAAAUGGCCUGCAAACAUUGUGACAGAUUUCAUUAUGGAAAAUGUUGGUAUGAAGGAAAACCUAAAUGCCAUGGUUGUGGGAAGCCUGGACAUAUGAUCAGAGAUUGCUAUGGACACAAGAAUGUGCAGAGAGUGAAUUAUGCAAAUCAGGAGGAAGAUUGUGGCACUUUGUUUUAUGUGUGUAAUGCUGCAACUGAUGUGAAGGUAAAUCACUCUUGGUAUAUUGACAGUGGUUGUAGUAACCACAUGACAGGAGAUGAGGGACUUUUGGUCAAUAUUCAAAGGAAUUCGAGCUCUAAGGUGAAGAUGGGAACUGGAGAAAUGGUCCCAGUUGCUGGAAAAGGGACUUUGGUGAUAAAAACUAAGUUAGGCAAGAAGCACAUUCAUGAAGUAAUGCUUGUACCUGGCCUUGAAGAAAAUUUGCUUAGUGUUGGGCAAAUGAUGGAACAUGGCUAUCACCUUGUGUUUGGAGGAAAUGUGGUGAGUGUUUAUGACAAUCAGUCACUAGAAAAUCUGAUUGUAAAGGUGCAGAUGACAAAUAACAGAUGCUUUCCAUUGACAAUGAUGCCUGCGAGUGAGUUGGUCCUAAAAGCAAGUGUCACACAUUGCUUGCAGACAUGGCAUAAGAGGCUGGGGCAUUUAAAUGAAAGAAGUAUAAAAUUGCUUGAGAACCAAGGGAUGGUUCAUGGCUUACCUCACUUGGAGCAGAAGUCAGUCGUAUGUGAUGGUUGUAUGCUUGGAAAACAGCAUAGGGAUUCUUUCCCUUUGGAAUCCACUUGGAGAGCUUCAAACCCUUUGGAAUUGGUUCACACAGACAUCUGUGGACCAAUGAAAACAGAAUCAUUAUCUGGAAACAGAAAAUUCAAAGCUAUGACUGAGCUGCAAAGUGGGUAUAAGAUAAAAGGCUUGAGAAGUGACAGGGGUGGAGAGUUUCUAUCUGGAGAAUUCAACAAGUUUUGUGAGGAAUCUGGUAUUCAAAGGCAGCUAACUAUGGCAUAUUCUCCACAGCAAAAUGGAGUGGCCGAGAGGAAGAACAGGACAGUAGUGGAAAUGGCCAAGUCCAUGUUGCAUGAGAAAGGUGUUCCCUAUGAGUUUUGGGCAGAAGCUGUAAAUACAGCAGUCUAUCUGCUGAAUAGAUGUCCUACCAAGGCUCUUAACAAGAUAACACCAUUUGAAGCUUAUACCGGCAGAAAACCAGGAAUUGCACAUUUAAAAAUAUUUGGAUCUCCUUGUCAUGUGCUUAUUCCUUCAGCAUUGAGGCAUAAGCUUGAAGAAAACAGUCACAAGUGUAUUUUGUAG
Prunus armeniaca (apricot) is the source of this 2052-nucleotide messenger RNA. Lineage: Eukaryota; Viridiplantae; Streptophyta; Magnoliopsida; Rosales; Rosaceae. The record is from the annotation of a GenBank genome assembly.